UUUAUUUCAUUUCUAUUUUCUGCAUUCCUCGUUCUCGCUCUUAUCGUUCUCUCUCUCUCUCUCUCUCUCUCUCUCUCUCUGUUAUCACAGUUUCUUCGCUGGUAAAGGAGCGAAGUAACCGCGCCACCGAGUCUCUCACCGGCUCCCAAUUAGUUCUUGAAUUCGGCUCUCAUGUUAUAUUCUCCAUGGGCUCCAAAUCUGUAAGUCUCCAAGUCCCUCCUCGCCCAAUCGAUUGAGUAUACCUCGCCGCAACCGAAGCUGUUACCGAUACCGAUUCCUUUUGAGACCCUAAGCUGAUUAAUAUUUUUUUCUAGCUUAGUUCUCUGAUUAAUUUUUUUAUUGUGGAAACACUAAUGGUGGUAAUGGUUUCUUAAUGCUCUUAGGGUUCUUCAAGUUUCCGCGAAUUAGUAUCUUUUGGUAUUUGAUUUCUGUGAGGAAUUAGGGUUAGGGUUUCCCUUUGAAGCACUUUUUGCGAAGGAACUUGGAGGUUUUUCUUGAUUUUAAGGUUUUUAUUUUGUGUUCGAUUCGAGACGGGGAAGAAAGGCGUGGGGUAGAGGAUAAUGUGUAUACUCUGUGUGAUUCAGAAGUGGUCGCGCCGGGUCGCUAUGAUGCUACCUUGGCUAGUUAUUCCACUCAUAGGACUUUGGGCUCUCUCUCAGCUUUUACCGCCCGCAUUUCGUUUUGAGAUUACGUCGCCAAGGCUGGCCUGCGUGUUCGUGCUUUUGAUUACUCUCUUUUGGUAUGAGAUUUUGAUGCCUCAGCUGUCAGCCUGGCGGGUUCGCAGGAGUGCACGGCUCAGGGAGAAGAAGAGGUUUGAAGCAAUAGAAUUGCAGAAGCUUCGGAAAACCGCGACUAGGCGGUGCAGGAACUGCUUGAAUCCCUAUAGGGAUCAGAAUCCUGGUGGUGGGCGUUUUAUGUGUUCAUAUUGUGGGCAUAAUUCGAAGCGGCCAGUUCUGGACUUGCCUCUACUGCCUGGCGUGGGAAAUAACGGGAUUAUUAAGGACUUGGUUGGAAAGGGAGGGAGCUUGUUGAAUGGUAAGGUGUGGUCUGAAAAUGGAUGGAUGUGUGGUCAGGAUUGGUCAGAGAAUGAAAAUUGGGUCAGUGGGUCUGUUUUAGGAAACUCUAGUUAUUGGAGGAAGAAUGGGAGUGAUGUUUUUGGAGGAGAUGAACAUUGUUUGGCAGAGAGUUCUUUCUCAGGAUUUUUUAUUUGUGUGUGCAAGCUGCUGACAUCUUUUUUCUUGAGCAUUAGGUGGCUUUGGAGAAAGACUUUUAGGAUUAGUUCAUCAGGGGAAGAUAUUUUGACUGAUGCCGAGCAUCGGGCUAUGUUGGCUAAUAAGGGUGAGAAUGGGUUGAACUAUCACGAAAGUAGAGGAGAGAAAGCACGCAGAAAAGCUGAAGAGAAGAGACAGGCUAGGUUAGAGAAGGAACUUUUGGAGGAGGAAGAGCAAAAGCAGAGGGAGGAGGUUGCAAAGCUAGUGGAGGAACGUAGGAGACUGAAAGAUGAGAAAAUGGAUGCUGACAAAGAUUGUUGCAAAACGUCACUGCCUGUCAGGGAAAAAGAUAGUAAGAAGGAAGCAGAAAAGAAGCGUCAGGAAAGAAGGAAAGAUAAGGACAAAGGGUCUAGUAAGAGCAAUUCUGAUGCAGAAGAGUUAGAGAAGAGAGCAGGUAAGGAAAGUGAGCAAAAGCAAGAAUUGGAAAAGAAGAGUGAAACUGAUCGUCGGGAACAUCAGAAAUUUGGGACAGAUGGCAUUAGAGGCCAGAGCACCGAAACCGUACAUGGGAUGAAAAAUAUAUCCGGAAACAAUUUUAGCCGUGGAAAUUAUGGAACUAGGUAUCUGGAUCAUACGAGGGGUACAAUUUUUUCCUCUUCUAGACCAUUUAGUGGUGGUAAUCUUUUUGGAAAGGGUAUUAAUACUCCUGCCACGACUUCAAUGGAAAACAAGUCUAACAGCUCGGUAGAUCACGUCCAUAAUUUUGCUCAUAAGAAAGAUCUAUUUUCACAUGAGCAUGUAGCUGGAAAACUGAGUACAAAUGGAGAUGACAAGACCAUCACUCGCCCUGUGCUAUCAGAACCACAACCUAGGGUGACACCUAAAAAAUCGUGGCAACAAUUAUUUACUCGAUCUUCAUCUGUUCCUUUAUCAAAUCCAAAUGUCAUAAGCAGACCAAAUACAAAGUUCCAAGGUGAUGUUCAAAGUCCACAGUUUUGCAGUCAAAAAUCAUCAACACAAUCAUAUAAUAAUCCAAUAAACUUCGGGCUGCCAUCACCAUUUACACUGUCUACUUAUCCAAAUGGAUCAACAAGCAGCAGUUUAGGUUUUUCACCUGCAACUGAACCAAUCUUUCCUCAUUUUCGAGAACCAUCCUCUGAAUUUAUACAUGAAGAGCCGGACCUUUUUGAAGACCCAUGCUAUGUUCCUGAUCCAGUAUCCUUGCUUGGGCCCGUUUCAGAGUCGCUUGAUAAUUUUCAGUUAGACCGCACUGGCUUUGCAACUGACAUGGGAUUGGAAAGGCCCUAUUCAUUAAAAAAAGUAUCUGCUUCAUCUGACAUCAACAAGCAAUCUCCAAUUGAGUAUCCAAUGCCACAAGAAAAGCAUAAUACUUCUACAUGGUUUCCAAGUACUCAUAGGACCCAAGAUUUGCAUACUUUACCUGUUAAUGAUGCUACUUCAAAUGAGGCAGGAACAUGGCAGAUGUGGAAUACUUCUCCUCUUGGUCAGGAUGGUCUAGGUUUAGUAGGUGGCCCUGUGAGCUGGAUUUUACCCCCAGAACAGAACAAAUCAAACAAAGAGGAUUUUGCUCAUCCUUCGUAUAAAACUACGGCUUCACUGUUUACAAAUGAGGACCGUGUCCUUUCUGGCAUUCAUUCUCCUCAGAACGUUUUUCUUGGUAAUGGGAACGCUGCGCCAUUCAGCCCUGCUACUGGUUCAAGUGAUAAUGACCCCUGGCUACAGAAAGCUUACUUUGCACCAUUGUCAGGAAAUGAAAACCAUUUUGCUCUCAAACCUCAUGAAGAAUCUUCACAGAAUGAAAUUAUUUAUCGUAGUCCCAGCUGUGGAAGUAGAUAUCCAUUUGAGAUGUCUCCUGCUAAUUGUUGGUCCAAGAUGGACUGGAGUGUGCAAGGUUCAGGGGAAGGUGCUGGAAACACAUCUGUUGCGAGGAGGCACCCUAUUGGGGUCUAUUUCCCACCCAAGAUGUACAGUCACUUUGGUGAUUCGAUUGAAAACAUUGAGAGAGUAGGAGGGACUUAAAUACUACACCCUUUCUCUCGAGACAAUAACCUCUUUUGGCGUAAAGUUUAGAAUACUGGAUGCAUUUGAUCUUCCUGCUCUUCUUUAUGAGGGAGAUUGAUGUUUACUUACAUUAGCUUGAUAGGAAUACGAGUGGCACGUUGCAUGCAUUUGUGCGGGCAGGUAAUAUAUCUAUAGGUUCUAUGCAUUUCUUA
This is a messenger RNA of Carya illinoinensis, 3445 nucleotides long. RefSeq lists its product as uncharacterized. Lineage: Eukaryota; Viridiplantae; Streptophyta; Magnoliopsida; Fagales; Juglandaceae. The record is from RefSeq and is a predicted model, not a curated record. Bases 561 to 3251 code for a protein of 896 amino acids. The transcript has 3 exons.